Molecule: messenger RNA, 876 nt
Organism: Geodia barretti
Lineage: Eukaryota; Metazoa; Porifera; Demospongiae; Tetractinellida; Geodiidae
Source: the annotation of a GenBank genome assembly
AUGCACGCCACCACUCAAUUCCGUCGACUUCUCGAACAGCCGGGCAUAAUCAUGGCCCCGGGGGCAUACGACUGCCUCACCGCCAAGUUGAUUGAGGCCGCCGGAUUUCCAGCGGUGUACAUGACCGGCGCAGGGACAUCGGUGGCGCGGCUGGGUUACCCCGACCUGGCGCUGGCGACGAUGACCGAGAUGCUGGAUAACGCCUCGCAGAUCGCCUCCAUUGUCGACAUCCCAGUGAUUGCCGACGCGGACACCGGCUACGGAGGGAUCCUCAACGUGCGGCGCACGGUACGGCAGUACGAGCGCAGCGGGGUUGCCGCCCUGCAUCUCGAGGACCAGGAAUUUCCCAAGCGAUGCGGGCACCUGGACGACAAGCGAGUCAUUGCCACCGAGGACAUGGUCCAGAAGAUUAACGCGGCGGUGGACGCCCGCACCGAUGACGAUUUCACAAUCAUAGUCCGAACCGAUGCCAUUGCGGUCACCGGAUGGGACGACGCGAUGGACCGGUGCGAGCAGUAUGUCGAAGCCGGCGCGGACGUUCUGUUUGUGGAGGCGUUGCGCACUCCGGAACAAAUUGAGCAAGCAGGGCGAGAGCUGAAUGUCCCAUUGCUGUACAACUACGUGGAGACGGGGAAGUCGCCGCUGCUUCCGGCCUCCGAGCUGGAACGGUACGGGUUCAAGAUAGUGAUCUAUCCGGCCAGCGGGCUGCUGUCGGCGAUGCAUGCCGUCCGGGAGACGCUGGCGACGCUGAAGCAGCAGGGUACGACCUCGCAUCUGCUGGAAAAGAUGGACAGCCUGCAGGACUGCUUCGAGGCCGUUGGCCUCUCCGAGAUGCUGGACGAGGACGCCCGGUUCGCCACAUCCGGGGCCUUGUAG